Messenger RNA from Fibroporia radiculosa, 2895 nucleotides. RefSeq lists its product as uncharacterized. The transcript is spliced from 19 exons. Gene Ontology annotation, cellular component: endoplasmic reticulum membrane. The record is from RefSeq and is a predicted model, not a curated record. Gene Ontology annotation, molecular function: mannose-ethanolamine phosphotransferase activity. Bases 1 to 2895 code for a protein of 964 amino acids. Lineage: Eukaryota; Fungi; Basidiomycota; Agaricomycetes; Polyporales; Fibroporiaceae. Gene Ontology annotation, biological process: GPI anchor biosynthetic process.
AUGGGAGAACGCAGGCCUCCUAUCCUACGGCUCCUACUCGUAGGCCUGGUGUUUCAUCUCGUGUAUAUUGGCACUGUAUUCGACUGCUAUUUUACCAGUCCCGUAGUCCAUGGAAUGCAACCUUUCCGGCUAGAGCAUGCGGAAGCUAAGCGUCUGGUGCUGAUAGUUGCGGACGGGCUUCGUGCGGAUUUGUUGCUUGCCCUCAAUGCAUUUCCUUCAAUUCCUGGUGCUCCGGAGGUUGUUGCUCCUCAUAUACGUUCCAUAAUCCAGACGAGAGGCGCUUUCGGUAUCUCACAUACUCGAGUACCUACGGAAAGUCGGCCUGGACAUGUUGCCCUCAUCGGCGGCAUGUAUGAGGACGUGUCUGCGGUCACAAAAGGCUGGAAAACGAAUCCCGUGGACUUCGAUUCCGUAUUCAACAGAUCGAGCCACACCUUCUCAUUCGGUUCACCGGACAUCUUGCCCAUGUUUGCUCGGGGUGCAACCUUGGGGAAAGUUGACAUGUGGUGUUACGAUGAAGAUGAAGAGGACUUCACAAAAGAUGCCACAGCGUUGGAUGUGUGGGUCUUGGACCAUCUCCGAACACUCUUUCAUAACGCCACCGGUGACGCUGCUCUGGAUCAUACGCUAAAGCAGGACAAGACCGUGUUUUUCCUCCAUCUUCUUGGUUUAGAUACGACAGGGCAUUCUUACCGACCCCAUUCACCGGAAUACAUGGCCAAUAUCCAAGUUGUAGAUGAGAUCGUCAAACAGACUGAGCAGCUGUUCUCUGACUUUUAUGGAGACGAGGAGACUAGCUUCAUAUUUACUGCCGAUCAUGGCAUGUCCAAGAUUGGGAAUCACGGCGAUGGUGAUCCUGACAGUACACGUACGCCUCUUGUGACAUGGGGCAAGGGCAUUAGAGGACCUCUCCCCGAUAGUGUUCCUUCCUCACAUGACUCCUACUCAGAAGCAUGGGGGUUGACCCAUCUUUUCCGCCGAGACGUCGCGCAGGCAGAUGUGUCAGUUCUCAUGACCUCGCUGAUCGGCGUUGACUGGCCGGUAAAUUCUGUCGGGGUCUUGCCUGAUGUGGAUGUGGUUCGUCCUGGAUAUCUCAAUCUGAAAGGUGGAGAGACGUCGCAAGCAGAGGCUGCGCUCAUCAACACCAAGGUUAUUCUGGAGCACUAUCGUGUGAAGCAUGAGCAAAAGAAAGCGCAUACACUCUUGUAUCAGCCUUUUCCCUUCUUUUUGAACUCAAGCGCGAGCAGCCCCGGUAUAGAACUUUUAACCGAGAUAGAGCACCUUAUUGCUGGUGGAGAGCUCAGCAAGGCUAGGUCGACCGCUGCCGAUUUAAUUCGAAGCACCCUAGAUGGCCUCAGAUACCUUGAGACAUAUGAUCGUACUCUUAUCCGCGCCAUAGUGACUGCCGCAUACUUGGGUUGGAUUGCUUUCGGCUCAGUGUCGAUAUUUGCAACUCGGGACGUUCAUAGUGCAGAAGAAUCCACACGAACCGCUGGGCUUGAUGUCGUUGGCACUCUCACUUUGCUAUUGUUCUGGGGCUUGUUCGCGUUACAGCGGUCACCCUGGACAUUUUACCUCUACAUAUGUUUCCCAGUCUAUUUUUGGCACCAGACUGCGCGGUAUGCAGUUAUGUCGUUCACAGGGCAUUUCAUGAACAAAGGUAGUGGACUGUGGACUAUUCUGAAGCUGUUCGUGCAAGGCUGUAUGGUCGUCGGCGCCUUGGGGAGUAUGGUGAUAGGGUAUACCCAUCGUGAAAUCUGGAGUGUAUGGUUUAUUGUGCUCGGCAUCGUGUGGCCAAUAGUAUCAUGGCCUAGUGAAGCUCGAUUCCAGCAUUUUACGAAGCUACUGCCUUGGUCGACUGUAUGUCUGGCAACUGCUGUAUUCCCGAUGCUCAGCGUUGACAAAGAGGAGGAUAUCACGGCUGUAUUAGUGGGUGGAAUUUUAAUGGUUAUGGUAGGGGUGUUGGGUGCCUUUGAGCUGUCAGUGGACAAGCAGAUUCGACGGUCGUUCAGGACAGCCAUCGGAUUCCAGUGCCUUCUCAUAUGCGCGAGUAUGGUCAUCACAGCCAGUUCCGCCUCCAGUCUUCGCGCCAAGGCUGGAUUACCGUUGCUCAAUCAAGUUCUUGGCUGGAUUGUUUUUUUGAUUGCCUCGACAUCCCCAUUCAUCGUCAAACUUCCCGGAUUAAAUCCACUCGGGCGAAUCCUCAUGUUCUUCCUGGGCUUUUCAGUGUGCUUCGUUAUACUGUCAAUCAGCGUCGAGGGUCUGUUUUACUUCUUCUUCUCAGCCACUCUACUUCUGUGGGUAGAAGUCGAAGCGAUUGUGCGAGGAGCGGAGCGGAAUUUUCCCUCCAAAGAGCUUCGGGGUUACAAAAUUCGAGCAGAUGACUUGCGUAUAGCAAUAUUUUUCCUGUUUUUCGUUCAGGUGGCUUUCUUCGGGACUGGAAAUGUCGCGUCGAUAUCUUCGUUCUAUCUGGAGCCCGUAUAUAGGCUGGUGCCUGUCUUUAAUCCGUUCCUCAUGGCAGUCUUACUGGUAGGUGCCUUCUACCGAUGUCCGGCAUUCGGAAGUACGACUAUAUUCGACAUUCUCUCGCAGAUAUUCAAAAUCAUUGCGCCAUAUAUCAUUCUCGCCACGAGCCUCCAUUUGCUCAAUAGAAGGCUUCAUUUACCUCCAUUUAGCCUAUUUCUUGUCGCACUGACGCUUACGGAUGUCAUGACGAUGACAUUCUUCUUCAAGGUCACGGACACUGGAUCCUGGCUUGAGAUCGGGCAAUCCAUCAGCUUCUUCUGUAUCAGCUCUCUGCUACUCGUGUGGGCAGCAGGCACAUGUGCCGUAGGAGAGCUAUUAAUGGCAGAUAGCUUGGAUGCGUCGGCUGAAACGGCCAGAAAAGUUGAUUGA